AUGUACGAAAAGGGGAAGAACGUGAUGGGCAAGAGUCUGCGGCUGGAGAUCGAGGAAAUGUGGGCCCCCCUCAGGGAGAUACAGGCCGAGGAUGCGGCAAUAAAGAAAGCCAACGAGGAGGCCGGCUUGGGCUCUCAAUACGCCAGGGGGGAGCACGUGUACAGUCAAUGGCGGGAGCGGAUGGCAAAGGCCCGAGACGACGCAAGUCCCGUCUUCACCCCUCGCGGGAACAGCCUCCAAGUUAACCUGGGUGGCAUUACGGAGAGGGCGGCAGAAAUGCGCAGCCCACGGGCGAAUGAUGCAGCGGUGGCGAUAUCGGCCGGAGCGAACCACGUGCUUCUCGUGCACAGGUCGGGACAGCUCUACACGUGGGGCGUCGGUGCGAGCGGGCGUUUAGGGCUUGACCUUUCGCAGGGGGGAAACCCUCAGGCUGACGCCGCCGCUGCCACCGUCAUACAAGCGUUCUCCGGGAGACCCGUCUUGAGGGCCAGUGCCGGGUACAACCACAGCAGCGCCAUCACCACAUCCGGCAGAGUGUAUACCUGGGGGAGCGCUGCCACAGGAAAGCUUGGGCUCGGCAUGGUGGAUAGGGACGUGUACUGCAGCGUGCCCACCAGGGUGAUGGUCGAUUCGCCUACCAAGGUUAAGGAGAUCAGCUGCGGUGCGGCUCACACGGCGUGCGUGACAGCAUCGGGACAUCUGUUCAUCUGGGGCUGCGGAGACGGCGGGAGGCUUGGGCUGGGAGAGGAGAGGCUCGGUCCCCAGUACGAGCCGGUGCUCGUGGAGUCGUUGGCGACGGGAGGGCAGAGGAUCGGGGCGGUUAGCUGCGGGAACUCGCACACUCUGGCGCUGACGGCGGUCCGAGAGGCACACGAGGGCGAGGGUGAGGGCCGGGCGAAGGCUCUAAGGGGAGGGCGGGUGUAUCAAGCCGGCUCCACAAACGUUCUCGGAACCUUCUGUCCAGCCUUCAAGCCCACCAUGGGCCUGGAUGAAGUCAUGGUCAAGCAGGUGUCUGCCGGGUAUGGGCACAGCUGUUGCUGCACGAUGGACGGGGAGCUCUACACGUGGGGGAGCAACCGCGACGGCUGCCUCGGCCUGCCUCGCUCGACAAAGUUUGCCAACUUUCCUCAGUUGGUGACCUGCCUAUACGUGAGCCCCAAGAACCUGGCCAUGGGCCGUCCCUCUCGCCAGAGCAGCGUGUACGACGGCCUGAGCGCGGGAAUGGCGGUCGACGGGGACCGGUCCGGAGACCACUACCGCAAGUGCUCCUGCACGCAGCAGGACCCCCAGGGGUGGUGGGAGGUAGACCUGGGGCAGCUGGUGCACGUGCACCAAGUGAAGAUCUGGAACAGGUGCGACGAGCCCAAGGAUCCAUCCAUGGAGCGCAACUUUUACGCGAAGAGGCUUUUUCCGUGCUGGGUGAUGGCCUCCCAGGAGCCUUUCAAGGAUGACGUUGGCGGGGCGGCUCUGCUGGACGCCAUGAACACUGCCGUCGCUCGUGCUCACUUCAAGGAGGAGCAAAGGUGCUUGGUUUGGAGGUGCCCAGACCAAACAAUGGCGCGCUACGUGCGCGUCCAGUUGCAAGGGUUUGACUUCCUCCAUAUGGCGCAGGUGGAAGUGUUCGGCACGACGGGGGCAAGGCGUUCCCCCGGAAAGGUGACGCACUGCUGCGCCGGCAAGUACGUGACCACCGCCGUCAUGGCAGCGAUGCAGGACUCGGCCGACGUGGAGACGGUGUACAAGAGAGCCGUGCAGGCAGACGCCUUCAACGCGGAGGUGCUCAGGGAGUUCGAGACCUUCUUCGCCGCGUACGACCAGUGGGGUAGAGGGGAUGCCAUCAAGUUGGGAUCGGGCCUCGAGACUGCCUGA
This is a messenger RNA of Ectocarpus siliculosus, 1869 nucleotides long. Lineage: Eukaryota; Phaeophyceae; Ectocarpales; Ectocarpaceae. The record is from the annotation of a GenBank genome assembly.